Molecule: messenger RNA, 817 nt
Organism: Trichogramma pretiosum
Lineage: Eukaryota; Metazoa; Arthropoda; Insecta; Hymenoptera; Trichogrammatidae
Product: dynein light chain 1, axonemal-like
Exons: 3
Coding region: 137-817 (226 amino acids)
Cellular component (GO): cytoplasm
Molecular function (GO): protein kinase binding
Source: RefSeq, a predicted model, not a curated record
UGUCGCUGAAUAUCGAUUUGGCACAGGCCAAAGUUUGCAUCCCUCCAUAGCAACGUGGACGUGUGGCACUACUUGCUCGAGGCCGAUUCCAGGCGUUCAGACACGAAGUGGCUUUUUAGAGAGCACAAGUCCGCGGAUGGCCAACAAGGCGUCGGCCUCGCAGGCCGCCUCGUCGAACAAGCCGACGAGCUGCAAGGACGCCAUCAAGCGCUGGGAGGAGGAGAAUCCGGGCAAGGAGGCGUCGAGCGCCCAGGAGGUCUCGCUGAACUUCCAGUGGCCGCCGAUCGAGCGCAUGGACAACUCCCUGGCGGCGCUGAGCAGUUGCGAAAAGCUCUCCCUUUCGACCAACAUGAUCGAGAAGAUAUCUGGUAUCGGCAGUCUGAAGCGCCUCAAGAUACUGUCGAUCGGGCGCAAUCAGAUCAAGGGCUUCUCGGGCCUCGAGGCCCUGGGCGAGACCUUGGAGCAGCUCUGGAUCUCGUACAACGCCAUCGAGAAGAUGAAGGGCGUCGGGGCUCUGAAGAAUCUCCGCGUCCUCUACAUGUCCAACAACCUGGUGAAGGAGUGGAACGAGCUGAACCGGCUGCAGGAGCUGCCGAAUCUUCAGGAUCUGCUGUUCGUCGGCAAUCCCGUUACCGAGGGUCUCGAGACGGAACAAUGGCGCCUCGAGGUGGCUCGACGUUUGCCGAAUCUGGAAAAACUGGACGGCGAGCCGCUGCUCCGAGGCAGUAUGGAGGAUGAUCAGCAGCAGCAGCAGCACACGACGUCGGACGAAAAUCUCCAGCAGCAGCAGCAACAGCAACAACAGCCUCAAGUCUGA